AUGUGUUACCGCUGCGAGUGUCGUUCUGUUGGAUUCCAUCCACAAUCCGGAGCGUACCAUAGGGAUGCGGAAGGUUACCUUUCGCGUUACUACGAUACGCCUCGGGAUGUAACAAAUCAUCGCUUCUGCAAGGCAUCUCGAGUGUUUGUUCCUCCGCCUCCUGCAACCAACGCCUCGCUGGGCACUGCUGCUGCUGCUGCUGAGCUCUGUGUCACAAAUGCAGGAACUGCUGUGCUCCAGGUUACAGGGAGUUGUGUUGUUGAGCACUCCUGGCUGCUGAACCAGGCGGAGCAGGAGGGGCGGGGGCUGGAAACUCGAUCUGAGCUAAAAAUAAAGAAUCAUCACCAGCAUAAUGAGAUAGGAGUGUCUCAGUGCGAUGCUGGCUGUUCCGAGGUGGAUUCUCUGACUGAGGCUGUGGCGGGAGAAGGAUUCCUGCUGGGCUGCAUCUCCUGUAAGCGACGAGAGGAGGUCCCUGCACGAGCCACCGUAGACUGGCAUUUCAAGCCUCUGGGAGAGGAGGAGUUCAGGCAUAUUUUCCACUAUGACCACCCCGUAGCCGACAUCCUCCAUGAAGACUUCAGCGACCGCCUGGUAUGGCGCGGGACACUAAAUGAUGACAUUCAGAUGGGAACCGUGUACGUUAAUAACGUCACCUUCAAUGACACUGGGACGUAUCGCUGCACCUUCCACCGCACCCUCUUCCUGCCGCUGUCUCCUGAGCUUGUCACUGUGGAGAAGGAGGUGGAGCUUAGUGUGGUGACUGUAGCCAAUCGGGAGCUGACCGAUGUGAUCUCAGAGAUAAUGAUGUACGUGCUGAUCACGUUCCUGCAGCUGUGGCUCAUUGUGGUUCUGAUCUACUGUUACAAGAAAAUCUGGGAUGAGCACGAGGCACGUCAAGCUAAAAAGGCUCAGGCUGGACAGGGAGAAUCCAAAGAUAACUGUGACGGGGUGCAGCUAGACUAA
Molecule: messenger RNA, 963 nt
Organism: Pelmatolapia mariae (spotted tilapia)
Lineage: Eukaryota; Metazoa; Chordata; Actinopteri; Cichliformes; Cichlidae
Exons: 6
Coding region: 1-963 (320 amino acids)
Biological process (GO): cardiac muscle cell action potential involved in contraction; regulation of sodium ion transmembrane transporter activity; sodium ion transport
Cellular component (GO): voltage-gated sodium channel complex
Molecular function (GO): sodium channel inhibitor activity; transmembrane transporter binding
Source: RefSeq, a predicted model, not a curated record